Molecule: messenger RNA, 2443 nt
Organism: Fundulus heteroclitus (mummichog)
Lineage: Eukaryota; Metazoa; Chordata; Actinopteri; Cyprinodontiformes; Fundulidae
Gene: mntb
Product: MAX network transcriptional repressor b
Exons: 6
Coding region: 499-2307 (602 amino acids)
Biological process (GO): regulation of transcription by RNA polymerase II
Molecular function (GO): RNA polymerase II cis-regulatory region sequence-specific DNA binding; protein dimerization activity; DNA-binding transcription factor activity, RNA polymerase II-specific
Source: RefSeq, a predicted model, not a curated record
ACGUCGCACGUCGGGUUGAAUUAUGUCCAGAGACGCCAGUUGAUCGGUUAUUGUAUUUGUAAGAGAAAUGUCGUAAUUUAUGACAAGCAAAACGUUUCGUGAAAAGUGUCGGCGAGGUGGAUAAGGCGCGAAGCGGCCGCCGGGUUUUGUCAGCGGCCGUAGUAACAGGGCGGGGCGGGAAUCCGGGAGGGUCGGGCCUUGCCGAGAACACGACUCCCCUUGUUGUGUGUAUUCCCGUGCUCGCUUCGCCAUCUUGUUGCAAUCCCUCUUUUUUCUUUUUUUCCCCCUACGUAUAUGGGGAUCUACUUUCUGUUUGGCUGGCUUGAAAAAAAAAAAAAAAGCUAGCCGCCUUGCUUUCUGGAGAAAGGUUCACACGGGUGUGAGCCGUGCACGCUGCGCUUAAUACCGGGGUACUACUUCCCCCUCCUCUUUCCGUCCCGGACCACCGGGCUCCCCCCCUCCUCCUCCUCCUCCUCCUGCCAUCAGGGUUUACGCGAAAUGAGUAUCGACACACUUUUGGAGGCGGCCAGGUACCUGGAAUGGCAAGCUCGGCAGCAACAACAAACCAGCAGUGAGGAUGAGCCGUGUAAAGAGAAGGAAACCAUCAAGGCCGAGGCCGAGUGUAAACGCGAGGAGCCUGCGGCUUCGCCUCUGCCUGUCAGGGCCAACCACGCCGAUGAUGUCCAUCGCCAGCGGCCGCAACACCCUCCCGCCCCUCCCGCGCCUUCCCUCCCACCUUCACAGGUUCCCAUUGCCGUCAUCCCUAUGGUCCCUGUCCUCAACGCGACGCCCUCUGUCCCCCCGUUUCCGCUUACGACGCCGAUCGCCGCGGCUGCGACCUCGCUCAGCAGCCCGCUGCCAAUCAAGAAAGAGGGCGUUUCCUCCACUCCGCCGCAGCAGCAGCAGCCGGCGUCCCAUCACCUGUUGUGCUCCUCCCAGAUCAAAAUGGAACCUGGCCAGCAGCUGAUCGACGUCAAACCCAGCCUAACACAGCCUCAGGUGCAGAUUCAGUACCCAGCCUCUAUUAGUACCAACGGCUCUGGCUCCCAUCAUGCACUGGUCCCCCAUCAAGCGCCGCCCGCCCCUCAGUCGCGCCCCAACGGAGUGACGAUCGAGGACAUGAGAGGGAUGGAGGGGAAGCGGAGACCUGGAGGAGCGGGAACCAGAGAGGUGCAUAAUAAGCUUGAAAAGAACAGGAGAGCACACCUCAAGGAGUGUUUUGAGACGCUAAAGAAGAAUGUCCCUAAUGUCGAUGAGAAGAAAACCUCCAACCUCAGCGUUCUGCGCAGUGCACUCCGUUACAUACAGACUCUGAAGCGUAAGGAGAAGGAGUUUGAGCACGAGAUGGAGCGUCUGGCCAGAGAGAAGAUCGCCACACAGCAGCGGCUGGCCGAGCUGAAGAACGAGCUCAGCCAGAGCAUGGACGUCAUGGAGAUCGACAGAGUCCUCCGCCAGACCAUGCAGCCCGAGGACGACCAGGCCUCCACGUCCACCGCUUCAGAGGGAGAGGACAACUACGACCAGGAGACGGAUGAGGAGGCUGCAGCCCGUCCGGCUCCCACAUCCCUCCCUAAACCGGCCUCCGCCAUCUUGCAAGCCCAGCCGCUGCUGGCUCCACACCUGUCCAUCCAGCACGCCGCGCUUCCUCUUUCAGGAGUCCUCGCCACGCCCCCUCCCUCUGGCCCUCCUCCCCCUCAAGCCAUCGCCCCGGCCCCGCCUCCAGGCCCGCCUCCUCAUCCUCCGCCCCAGCAUCCCCUGCAGCCUCCGGCCGUGCAGGUCCAGCCGACCGUCAUCGCCCACGCCGCCGUCUCACACCCGUCGGUCAUCCACUCUGUCAGUCACACCCUUCCAGCCAAUCACAAACACUUGGCGCACAUAGCCCCCUCUCCUGGUCCCGCCUCCUCCACCCCUCAGCCAAUCACAGCGGCGGCACCCGUCACUGGAACCCACCAACACAUAGCUCAGCCCAUCGGACACAUCACGGUGCACCCGGUGGCUCACCUGGGCGCUCCCAUCCCGACUCUCUACCCCCAGGGGGUUCCUGUCACCCACCCCGCCAUGGUGGGCCACAUCACCCACACCUUCACCCACCACGCCCUGUCGCACGUCCCCGCCGGCCCCCAAGCUAACACUAACGGAGCGCAGGUGAGCAGCACCGCCGUGGCCAGCCAGGGGAGCCAGUCGCUGGGGAAACCCACGGCGGUGCUGGCGCCACACCCUCAGCUGGUCGGGCAGGCGGCGGUCCUCAACCCCGUCACCAUGGUUACAGUCCCAACCUUCCCCGUCAGCACGCUCAAACUGGCCUGAAAAAAAAAAAAGAAAACGAUUGAGCUCUGAAUCCGCGAUCGGGCGGAUCAUUUCUGACAGCGGCGAGAACCUUUGUGACAUUUUAUCCACAGCUGUGCUGAGGCGAACAUCACGGCGGACUCUGUGGGUUCAGACU